GCCUAGCAGCGAUCCGAGCCAGGCUGUACUUUUGCAAGGGAUACUUGUCACUAAUUCUGCCCACUGAAGAGAGCGGGCAGUUGCUGUGCUCUAUUAAACUGAGUUGGAGAUGUGGACAGGGGCAUCUCUCCCACCACUGAUCCAUUUUAUAUUUUAAUUAACUCAGUUGGAAGCAACAACAACAAAAAAAGAGAGAUAAGGCCACCACCACUAGCCCAAGAGCCACGAAGCACCCUGUGCUGCAAUCCCAGCGUUCAGAGGGGAGAAGCCAAGGGGACUGCUGAGAGGAAAUGUGCUCAAGGCACAUCUAGGCACUGGUUUCCAGUCCCAAAGGACUCUGCAGUGCUCUGCACACCUUAAAAUAACACGCGAGUCUAGAGAGAAAUGACUUCACCUGCCCUUGACACGCAGCCACCUCUGCACUGAGAUGUAACAGCUCGCAGCCGACUCAUACAAUCACGUAGGCGAGAAAACUUUAAACAUGCUAUUACAGCUAUCUGAAACAGCCUGGAGAAUUAUAGGAAGGGAGAACGUAAUGACUAGAGCUGGAAUUUGGCCAACACACCAGAGUCAACUGUUUGAAAAGUGCCAAGAGAUUGAUAACUACAGUUGUGUAAGAUGUUGGGGUUGCACUGAAUGCGAGAGCGCCGUGCUGGCUGGGCUUUCGUUCAGCAGUAACCCAGAGGAAAGAGUUUAAUCACCUAAGCCAUCAGCACUAUUUCUCCCAGCUCCUAGGUAUUAGUGGAGGCCUCCCACCCAUGGAUCAAACUUCCUCAACCCUGCUUAGCAUAAGAAAUCUGUUGAGAUCAUGGCAUAAAAUAACAGAGCUGUAAGACAUGAGAAAAGUGGCUGCAGGAACAGGCCAUGUCUGCAACUGCCCCUCAUGCCUGCUCCCAAACAAAUGCUUGUUCAACAGCCUUCCUGUUGUCUGGAGCUGUUUCUCAUUCUGAUACCCUUUUAAAAACUGUGGCCUUCAGAGAAAAAGCUGAGGUUGCUAAAGAUUUAGAUCCAGUGGCUAAAGUAACAGGAUAGUAAGACUGAGGGCUGCAGAUAGCAGGUGUCACAGGGGAGCACUUCAAUAUUGCAGUAAAGGAACAAGACCUCUAACAUGCAAAGGAAAGCCCUGCUAGUUGUUCUGGAUCCCACAGCUGUUCCCAGAGGAGGUCAAGUCAAAGUGUGCCCUACCCAGCAACUAUCAGAUCCCUUCCCCAUCUGAAACAGGACCACAAGGCAGGCAUCAGGACAGUGAUGGCAGGAUUCAGACCACAUUUCUGCUGGCCCACAUAAAAAAAGCCGGUCUCUCUGCAAACAGCACAUGCAAUUAGCUUUCCUUGGGCAAUUGCAACUCUAAAAUGCAGUGAGAACAGGCAAUGACAUGCAGUUAUUUCCCAAUAACCACCCAUCGCGAGGCAUUUUACUACACAAAUAAAACACAUGAGGCAGAUGUCUCAUCACCAGGGACUAACCCGUGUGGAUGCAGGGAUCUCGGCAGGGUUUGCUAACAGCCGUUCCCGUGGGUGAGGUGGGGAAGCGUCCCCCUUUGGACAAUUCUCUAGCUCUGCACGUAUGCAUUUUGGGAUCCUCUGAUGCAAGAGGCCCUGCAAGUGACAGCAGCAGCCACAGGUGAGGGGAUAAAUGAGAGAGGCUCAACAUGGCCCUGGGAAGGCCGGUGUCUGGUUAGUCACAGGGGGUCGCCUAUUAGAAGUGAGUGCUACUUUGGGCCCCGGAGGCAUAGCCACAGGCUGUAGCCGGAGACGCGCACGGGUGACUCAGACGCUUGGACUGCCCCCACCUCCCGGGGUCCCUGAGCAUGCAGCAGGCUGCCGCUCUGUGCUCCUUGCUCCCCACAGGCACUGGCUGGCGGUAGAAUACGUCUGGGUCAUCGUUCCCUACAUGACCUAUGACAUCUAUGUCAUGUACCUGUGCCACUGGCACAGAAGCAAAGACAUGGGGACGACGGAGAAGAAGAACUCACUGGCCAGUGUGAGGAGCUUCCUGAAGAAGGAACGCCUCAUGGUGACCCACCACCUCUUCAUCCUCAUCGUCCUCACACCAAUCACGCAGCACUUCCGCGGGGAGCUGGGGGAUUUCUUCGUCGGCUGCAUCUUCCUGGCAGAACUGAGCACUCCGUUCGUGUCACUGGGUAAAACCCUGAUGCAGCUAAACAUGCAGGACACGCGGCUGCACAAGGUGAAUGGGGUCCUCAUCCUGGUGACCUUCCUCCUCUGCCGCAUCCUGCUCUUCCCCUUCAUGUACGGGGCGUAUGCCCGGCAGGUGGGCAUCCCCCUCUACGCAGCCCCCUUCCACAUCCCCGUGCACUGCAACGUGGCCAAUGCCUGCCUCAUUGCCCCACAGCUCUACUGGUUCGUGCUGAUCUGCAGGAAAGCCCUCCGCCUCUACAGUUGCUCCUCAUCCGACAAGAGCCGAUAGUGGCUGGAGCGGGCUGCGGAGCACAAGGCUGGGAACAGGGCCAGCACCUGGCACUCUGCCCAGCCGCCUUGCCCGUACAAUCAGUGUUGGAGGCACCACCUUGGGGACAGAGCCACAUCCCCCUGGGACAGUGAGGGUGUUUGGAUUUCCAUGCUGUCCCCAUGGCGAGCCUGGGAGGCAGCGCCAGUCUCUCGCAGGAGGACUUUUCCCCCUGUAACACUCGAGCACCCUGCAUCCUGCCCAUGGCACUGCCUGGGCAUGAGCCAGCGAGUGGGAGUAUUGUCCGGAGAAGUGCGAGAUUCUUGUUGGGAUCAGGCCCUUUGCAAACUGCUCGUUUGUUAGAUGCUGCAGACCACGGGGUGGAGAGGGGACAGCUCACAGCACUGGUCCUCCAUCCUGGGAGGUUUUUAAGACCCAGCUAGACAAAGCCUUGGCUGGGAUGAUCUAGUCGGGGCUGGUCGUGCUUUGAGUAGGACGUUGGACUAGAUGUGACCUCCCGAGGUCCCUGCCACCCUCAUUGUCUGUUAUUCUAUGACUGAUGCAGCAAAACUGACUCUGAACAGCCAGACUGGGGCUAGGGGGAGACAAGGCUGAAGCCAGUGCUGUAAGGGACCUGGGUGUGACUAGCACUGCCUAGCAUGUGGCACCAGUGCAAGACCAGUCCUUACCUGGGCACUGAGAGUGGUGUCUCAGCCCAGAAGGACGGUGCAGGAGGUGCUGCCCAGAGCAGCCUGCUCCUGGCAGUCAGUUCCCAUCGCCCCAGUGCUGGCGCUGAACUCUGCUGGUUCCCUCUGGUUGCUGCUAGGCAGUGUCUGCCUCUGGUUACGCUCCAUGCAGAUGUGUCCCAGGACUGACCCAAGGUAACCCUGGUGCCAGCAGUGGGGACCCAGAGCACGCCAUGCUCUGGCACAGGCACUGCCAGAAAGUGGAUCCUGUGUGUCAGUGUGCCCAGUGCAAACACGAUUACAUCGUGAGCCUGGAGAAUCACCAGACAGCAUGUCAGUGCUGCCUCCUGCCCAACCCUCCAGCCCAGCCCUUCGCCUCUCCACGCAGAGAAGGCCGAGCAAAACUCCAAGGAACCGGACCUGGGGUCUAGGCAUCAAACCACGCAAGCUGCCGGAGCAGGCAGCAUCCCUGAACCUACCCUAGAGCUAGUUGUCUGCCUGCUGCAUCCAGGCCGACUGGCCCCAGCACUCUGCUGUGCUGACAGAAGAGCAAACACUUCCCCUCCCCACCAAAGUGCCACAAAUCUACAGGAACGGUCCCCAGCCGGCAGCGCUCCCGCUCCAGAGCCGAGUCGGACCCGUCCUCGUCAAUGGGGAACAACGGCCCCAACAGGUGUCUAAGCCAAACGCUGGCUGGUCCCUGCAGCCACCAGCAAGGCGAGCACCAUACCUGCAAGACGCGUCCAAACAGGUCCCGACUCCUUGUAACCUGUAGUGCCAGCACUACCGGGCCGCGUUUGUCCCUGGGGCAUGACCCCAAGAGGCAAAUCUGCCCCCUCCCCUCAGCCUCAUCUUAGCCACCUACAGAGUAAGUUUACAGAGACCACAGCCACCUCAUGGCUUUGUGUUUAUGCCCUAGGCCUAACAGUGGGGUUUGGAAGCCCUUAGCUCUGAGCCCCCUACCCUGGAGGCAGCAGGCCUGAGGCCCAGCCCAGCCCCAUGCAGCUGAACGAGCAAAGCAAGCAGCUCUUUCCAAAGCAGCUGCCACAGCUGUUCCCCUCCUUUAACAGGGGCUUCCUAAUGCACAACAAAAGCCAGCCAGAGAAGCUCCUACACGGGACGGAUGGCUGCGGAUACAUUUCUCUUGCCGUCUGUAUUACAAAUAACGUCUUAAAUAAAGGAAAGGCCGAAUGGACCAGUUGAGGCCUUUCCAUUUGCACUAACACUACCUUGGUUACUAUUGCACCCUCGGAAGAGACCAAUAAAGAAAUCUGUUCAGAA
Molecule: messenger RNA, 4376 nt
Organism: Alligator mississippiensis (American alligator)
Lineage: Eukaryota; Metazoa; Chordata; Crocodylia; Alligatoridae
Gene: TLCD3A
Product: TLC domain containing 3A
Exons: 3
Coding region: 1636-2430 (264 amino acids)
Biological process (GO): lipid homeostasis
Cellular component (GO): endoplasmic reticulum; membrane
Source: RefSeq, a predicted model, not a curated record